This is a messenger RNA of Aricia agestis (brown argus), 1680 nucleotides long. RefSeq names its product targeting protein for Xklp2 homolog. The record is from RefSeq and is a predicted model, not a curated record. NCBI's taxonomy places the organism in Eukaryota, Metazoa, Arthropoda, Insecta, Lepidoptera, Lycaenidae. Gene Ontology annotation, cellular component: microtubule; spindle. The coding region runs from base 89 to 1507 and encodes 472 amino acids. The transcript has a single exon. Gene Ontology annotation, biological process: regulation of mitotic spindle organization; activation of protein kinase activity.
UUUCGAAUUUUAACGGUGCAAGGAUUUACGAAGUACGGAACGAACUUUUAUUUUGUUUGCAAUUUUAUAACUGUGUUGUCGUGGAACAAUGGCAAGAAGAUUUGUUAAUAAUUUUCGGGGUGAAAUGUAUUUUUCGCCAAACGGUAACUUACAUGUAAAAGAAGAACCUUUGACACCAAAAGAUGACUUCGAAAAAUACAACAACUUGGACUUAUCUUUUGAAAAUGAGUGUGCUGGAAUGAAGAAAUCGCUUUCUAUGAACGAUAUCGCUGCACUCAGACGAGAUAUGGUGAAACUCGAAUUUAGUGAACACAGUCACGAUAGGUACACACAAAACUCCCAGCAAGAUCUUUCGAGGACAAAGUUCGUAUCAAUGGCUGAAGCAAUCUAUCAUUUUCAACGGGAUACACCAGAUCGCUUUCAUUCGACGAGACCGAGAACAUUUCGCCCGAAUCCGGCUAAUUCUGGAAGUCGUUCUGGUCUUACAGUACCUCAGUCACCAAUGCUUCGUUCCAAGAGCCGAUCCAGGCCUCAUCAUAUAUUAUCUCAGAAGGAAAGAGAGGAAAUGGAAUUGGAGGAAAUUAAAAAGUUUAAAUUAAAAGCUAACCCUAUUCCUAAAGCUGUUAUAACAGGACCCUCACAUUUGCCAGAAGUGCAAAAGAAACCUGCCACUGUUCCGGAGCCGUUUAAAUUGACCGAAGUGCCCAAGAAAAUAUUCCAAUCACCUGAACAUAUAAGCUUUAAGGCUCGUCCAGCACCAAAGCAUAUUUUGGAAAGUUCAAAAGUACCAGUCAAAGCGACUGUACAACCAACAAAACCAAAAAGCCCUAAAUUCCACUACAAAAGAGCUAAUUCCGCUGAUCAAAUCAAACUUGACUUCAAGCCUCUGCAGCAAACAAAGAAGACGGAGAAAUGUGAUAAAAUCCGUCACGGGCCAGUCAAGCCCGAGCCAUUCUCAUUUGAGAGAAGAGACGAGGAAAUGAGGAAGAGGCACGAAGAGAGAAUCAAGAGGCAAAUAGAGGAGGAGCGGAAACUUGCUACACAAUUCAAGGCUCAACCUUUACCUAAGGCUGUGAAAAAAAGAAUGCAAUGUGUCACAACUGGUAGCAGCGUAUCCAAUGCUUCAUCGGAAAACAAAGAAAAUCAUAUCAAGUUUGAAGCAAAACCUCCAGUUGUACUGUAUAAGGAACCAUUCAAACCGGUCUUGAAACCUGUACAGCUAGUCCAACCUGUACCAUUUGCACUCACAACAGAAAAGAGAGCAGUGGAGAGGGAGAAAUUUGAAAAGCAGAUAAAGGAGAAAGAAGAGGAAAUGGAGAAAAUAAGGAAACAAAGGGAGGAGGAGCAGAGGGAGGCGGAAGAGAGAGCUGUGGCAGAAAUGAGGGCGAAGUUGGUGCACCAUCCUAAACCAGUCCCACAUAUUAAUCCAUUUGUUCCUGAAAAGUCUGUCCUUCCCAUUACUGUCCCAGAAACUCCAAAAUUUGUGAGAAGACUGAAACAACAAUAAUUUGAUUAGUAUAUAUUCUUAUAACUAUGCUUUAGUUAAUGACUUUGUGACAUGAUUUUUAAGAUAAUUUUAUCAGCGAGACUAUUAAAAUUAUGAUAAUAAAGCUAUUAUGUAUUACGACUCAUUUUGGUAUAGACAUUUAGAAAUAGUGACUGGACUUGUUAAUUUUAAUU